Messenger RNA from Magnolia sinica, 877 nucleotides. RefSeq names its product disease resistance protein RPS2-like. Lineage: Eukaryota; Viridiplantae; Streptophyta; Magnoliopsida; Magnoliales; Magnoliaceae. The transcript is spliced from 2 exons. Bases 51 to 866 code for a protein of 271 amino acids. The record is from RefSeq and is a predicted model, not a curated record.
ACGUCCAUCUCAGCUCGGAAUCCCGUAGUCUCAUCUAAGAGAAAUACAGGAUGGAUUUUGUUAAUUGUAAUUUCAUUGGGGAAGAGACUUCCUUCGUGCUUCCUAAUGAUAUUGAAGUCUUGGAUAUGUAUGGAUGCCAACUGUCAAGCUUACCAUGCUUGUCUCGCUUGCAACGCUUACAGGAACGUGGCAUCUUCUCAUGCAGCGUAGAGUGGUUGUUGUUGAUAGGAGACAACACCACCAUAACGUCUUUACCCUCAAUCCAGUUUCUGUGUCUAAGAGAGCUUCCGAGUUUCAGGGGCCUGUGUAAGGGAGUCUUGCUACCUGGUUCAUUUGCAUGCCUAAGACGCCUGACUGUCCAUGAAUGCCAUGUAUUGGAGAAUCUCAUGUCACUUGAAUUGUUUCAGCACCUCCAAUGCCUUGAACAAAUCGAUAUUGCUGAAUGCAGUGAGAUGGAGGAGGUGAUACAAGGAGGAGAAAAAGCUAUGGUUGAAGAAGAAGGUUAUAACAGCAUCAAUAACAAUACCAUCCUACUCCCUAACUUGAGGUCUUUUCACUUGGUUGAUUUAGGGAAAUUGAAAAGCAUUUGUAAGGAGGUAAUCAUUUGCCCUUCCCUGAAUAGGAUUGUUAUACAAGGUUGUCCUCGGCUGAAGAAGAUCCCUCUUUCCUUGGGCAACUCAACAUCUGUUAAGGAAGGAGAGAUCGAAGGAAGCAAAGAAUGGUGGGAUGCAUUGGCGUGGGAUGAUCCCAACACCAAAACACUCCUACCUUUUUUCAAAGUAGGAGGACGUGGAAUGAAAAGAAGAGCAGAAGAAGAAUCAGAAGAGGUCGCUUCGACGUCACGGCAGCCGUUAUCUCCUCAUUAGUAUGGACUUUG